GAUAACGAUUGAACGAUUGAUGAUUUUUGAUUGAUAAAAAAUGAUGAAUAAUUGUGAUCGAAUUGAUCAAAAUCUGAGUUUUUCACUUUUGAAAUAAUUUAUUAUGAAAAUGUACGCAAUAAUUGGUUACUUUUAGUCGUGUUUCCAUUCCUUUCUGAUCGCAAUACAAUCGUAUAUCCUUUUCUUAGCGUUUAAACAUGUUUAAAAUGAUAAUAGUGUAGCACAAUCUCAUAACAAAAAUGUCUAGAAGUUCGAAUUUUUCGUAUAAAAGUUCAAAAUCCGAUCCAGGAUGUCUUCCUAUUCCCAUAACUCGAAGGACUUGCUCUACUGCAGCAGUAAAACUAUACAGAUACCUUCGGAAAUUAUUCAAUUUCAAUCAAAUGGAUUUUGAAUUCGCUUCUUGGCAGAUGAUGUACUUAUUUGUUAAUCCACAUAAAGUCUAUAGAAAUUUCCAAUACAGAAAUGUAACUAAAUCACAAUUUGCGAGAGACGAUCCAGCAUUUUUAGUUUUAUUAGCAGCAGUGCUAUUUGGUUCAUCAAUCGGAUUUGCUAUGCUUUUACGUCUAGAUAUGCUAGGUUUUUUGAAAUUUUUUCUAUAUUUCGUUCUCGUGGACUGCAUUGCCAUAGGCAUUUUUAUUUCUACUUGUUUAUGGUUUAUUACUAACAAAUAUAUGGUGAAACAAAGUUGGCUUGGCUACAAUGUUGAAUGGGGAUAUGCAUUUGAUGUUCAUUUAAAUGCCUUUACACCUUUGGUCGUUAUAUCUCAUAUGAAUUUAUUGUUUAUUCAUCACAUAUUUGGCAGAGGGAACCAAUACUUAUUUAUAGUUAGGUUCCUAGCUAAUUCAGCUUGGUUAACUGCAACCUCAUUUUAUAUUUACAUAACAUUUUUAGGAUAUAAAUAUUUACCAUUCUUACGUGGAGCAGAAUCGUUGUUGUUACUUAUAGUCUUUGCAUUUUUCGUAUAUCUAAUUGUCAUGAUUACUGGCGGUAAUAUGAAUGAAACUAUGAUGGAUUUCUAUCGGUAUAUGAUUUUCUAAGGGCAUUGAUGAUAUUUUCCAAUUGUGAUUCUAAUGUAAAUAUCAUUUCAUAAUAAUAUUUAUGUCUCGUAGAAGUAUAUGAAAUUUGUUCUUUUUUUUUAAUGUUAAUAUUUACAUGUAAUUUUGAAUUGUAUGAUUGUUUGUUCAUUUCUUUAUUUUUUUUCAAUCACUAUGAAAACCAAUAAAAUAAUGUAAAAUAUCA
Molecule: messenger RNA, 1239 nt
Organism: Planococcus citri (citrus mealybug)
Lineage: Eukaryota; Metazoa; Arthropoda; Insecta; Hemiptera; Pseudococcidae
Gene: Unc50
Product: Unc50 RNA binding protein
Exons: 7
Coding region: 240-1037 (265 amino acids)
Cellular component (GO): Golgi membrane
Source: RefSeq, a predicted model, not a curated record